AUGAACGUCACAAAGAGUAACUUCCCGGAUGUGGCCGCUGAGAUCGAGCGGUUGCUUCCGACCGCCGAGUUCGUGGCUAUUGAUGAGGAGAUGACGGGCAUCUUCCUACCCGGCCUUCAGGACUUCGUGGGCGAUGCGCCAAGCACCCGCUACUCAAAGAUGAGGCAGGUGGCCUCAAACUACAGUGUCAUACAGUUCGGCGUUGCGCUUUUUGCGAGACAGGGGGAGGCCGACGACAGGUACGUGGCGCGAGCGUACAACUUCUACGUCUUUCCGAGCGCCGGCCCGGUGAACAUGGAAGCCAGUUCUGUCCACUUCAACUCCAAGAACGGCAUGGACUGGAAUGUCUGGAUCCGAGAAGGGAUCCCAUACAUGACUCGAGAGCAAGCGGCCCGGCUCAAGCUCCAGCUCUUCCCCGAGGAGGCUGCGGCCCCCAGCAAACGCAUUCAAUUAACGAGCGAGGCAGACAUUGAGAACACCAGCAAAGCUGUAGCCAGUUUGAAGGACUGGCUGUCUGAUGAUGCACGAGGGGAUGAGAAAGAGUUUGAGAUCAUAACUGCAAAUGGCUACUUGCGUCGGUUCAUGCACGAGACGCUUCGUGACGACUUUCCCGACUUGGUCGUGGAGUCCCGGCCCACGAAAAUCCGUGGGCUGUCUACCAUGGUUGCUCUCCGACUCACCGAAGCUGAAAGGAUGGAGCGGAGUGCAAAGCUCCGUGCAGAGAAGGAGGCGGAGUUCAACAUGAAAGUGGGUGUUCGGCGGGUGUUUGCGGCCUUGGCCAACGCCAAGAAACCCAUCAUUGGCCACGCUUGCUUGUACGACUUGAUGUUUGCCUUCUCCCAUUUUGAGGCAAGCCUGCCGGAAUCUUUCGCAGACUUCAAGCAAGCUGUCUGUGAGCUUUUCCCCACUGUCUAUGAUACGCAGCUGCUGGCCAGGAGCGACCUUUUCAAGCUCAAAACAGGCUCAGGAGAGCCGCAACAGCGCUUCAAGAGCUUUGCACUUGGAGAGGUGCACCGGGUCCUCCAGGAGGAAGCCGCUGCUACAAAAGCAGAAGGGAACGAGGUGGUGGAGGUCGCCUUGGCCGAGGGGCAUGAGAGGUAUGCAACGGCCGCUGCCUACCACGAAGCGGGCUUUGAUGCUUACAUAACGGGAUGUGCUUUUGCAUACAUGGCCAGGCACCUCCUGGCCAACCAAGGCGACAUGCGCUUCAAUGGCCGCCUUGUCCUGUUCCGAAACUUUUUCAACGUCAAUCUGCACGGGGAGGAUGAGCUCAUCAUCGACGGGGUCUACCUGCACACUCGUGGGCUGACUGGUCGAAACGCCAUGGAGUUCACCACUGUUCUUCAGAGCAUUCUUAAGAAUGUCAGGACAAAGCGGGGGGGCUCCGAGAUGGAUACCUCAGACGGCAAAGCCCAGGAGGAUUCCUUCCAGAUCCGAUGGAUUGACGACGACUCCGCCUUUGCCAUUUUCCCUCCCGGUGCGGAGGAAGUGGUGGCAGGUGUAUGCCAAGAAGCGCAGGCGGCAGGUGGUCAUGUGGAUGGCUUGUCCUUCCUUCCAGGGGCGGAUUGGCUACAGUCCCAGACGACCGAUCCGGCAGAACCCUCGAAGAAGAAGGCCCGGACCAGUGAGUGA
Molecule: messenger RNA, 1632 nt
Organism: Symbiodinium natans
Lineage: Eukaryota; Dinophyceae; Suessiales; Symbiodiniaceae
Source: the annotation of a GenBank genome assembly